Nanorana parkeri is the source of this 2025-nucleotide messenger RNA. RefSeq names its product aspartyl-tRNA synthetase 2, mitochondrial (gene DARS2). The record is from RefSeq and is a predicted model, not a curated record. The transcript is spliced from 17 exons. Lineage: Eukaryota; Metazoa; Chordata; Amphibia; Anura; Dicroglossidae. Gene Ontology annotation, cellular component: mitochondrion; cytoplasm. Gene Ontology annotation, biological process: aspartyl-tRNA aminoacylation. Bases 45 to 1967 code for a protein of 640 amino acids. Gene Ontology annotation, molecular function: aspartate-tRNA ligase activity; nucleic acid binding; ATP binding.
UAUUGAACGCAUGUUGAUGGCCGGCCGGCCCUUUUGAACAUACAAUGGCUCUUCGUGCUGGUCUCAGAUUGUUGAUUGGUUGUGGAGCUGUAAGCAGACGGCAGGUUAUCAGAAGCUUCUGCCUGGUGCACAGGAUACAGGCUGCCAGUUCUGGUACAAAUCAUGGCAGUCCCAAAACUCCAGAUUUGAGCAGCUUUGUUUCUCGGUCACACACAUGUGGAGAAUUGAACGCAGCUCACGUGGGUCAGGAAGUCACGUUGUGCGGCUGGCUUCAGUAUCAGAGAGGAGAUAUGUUUCUUAUACUGAGGGAUUUCCAUGGACUGACGCAGGUUAUUCUCCCAGAGGAGGAGCAUGGCACUGAGGUGAGGAAUCAGAUGAAAAGGACCCCUUUAGAGUCCGUGCUCCUGGUAAAGGGAACAGUCAUAGCCCGCCCGUCUGGCCAGGAGAAUCCUAAUAUGCCCACAGGAGCCAUUGAAGUUCAGGUGAAGGAAGUGCAGAUCCUGAACCCCUGCAGACCGCUGCCCUUUGAGAUUAAAGACUUUGUGAAGAAAUCAGAAACUUUGAGAAUGCAAUACCGUUAUCUGGACAUUCGCAGUGCCCGGCUCCAGUACAACCUCAGAAUAAGGUCCAAGAUGGUGAUGAAGAUGAGAGAAUAUCUGUGUAACCAGCAUGGAUUUGUGGACGUUGAAACACCAACUUUGUUUAAAAGAACCCCGGGGGGUGCUAAAGAAUUUGUGGUGCCAACCCAGGAGCAUGGCAAAUUUUACUCUUUGCCUCAGAGCCCUCAGCAGUUCAAACAACUUCUUAUGGUUGGUGGACUGGACAGAUACUUCCAGAUUGCCCGUUGUUAUAGGGAUGAAGGAUCCAGACCAGACCGGCAGCCUGAAUUUACACAGGUUGACAUAGAAAUGUCCUUCGUAGAUCAGUUUGGGAUACGGCAGCUGGUGGAGGGAUUAUUGCGAUAUUCCUGGCCGGAAGACAAAGGAACCCUUCCCAAUCCAUUCCCUGUGAUGACGUAUGCAGAGGCCAUGAGCAGUUACGGUGUGGAUAAACCUGACACGCGCUUUGAGAUGAAGAUCACUGAUGUAACUGCACAGAUGAGGACAGUACAGCUGGGAUUUGUGCAAGAAGCACUUGGAGAACCCCAUGGAUGUGUGAAAGCCAUCAGAGUACCUGAGGGAGCGAAACAUCUUAAGGGUAAAGUUCUGGAUUCCAUGUUGGAGAAGAUCAAAGAGCAGUUCGGACAGAACGUUCUGGCCAUUGCUGUGAGAUCAGAUGGCUCUUGGAAGACGUCUCUUGUCAAAUAUUUGAAUGAAGAGCAAAAGUUGAAUCUUGCUGGUAUCACUGAGGCAAAAGCUGAAGAUCUCCUCCUAGUGGCUGCAGGGCAGCAGGACACAGUGUGCACCGCCUUAGGAAAGCUGCGUUUGGAUGUAGCCUCUAGGCUGGAGGAAUGUGGGGUAUCUCUCCGUGACCCCAAUAUUUUCCAUUUCUUAUGGGUGGUUGACUUUCCACUUUUUCUUCCCAAAGAAGACAAUGUAGAAGAGCUAGAAUCUGCUCAUCAUCCAUUCACAGCUCCUCAACCAGAGGACAUGGACCUUCUGUAUACUGAGCCAGCCAAGGUACGCGGCCAGCACUAUGACCUGGUCUUAAAUGGUAAUGAAAUUGGAGGUGGCUCUAUCCGCAUUCACAGUGCAGAACUGCAGCGCUGGGUCCUCCAGGAUGUUUUAAAGGAAGAUGUUGGUCUUUUGUCUCACCUCUUGGAGGCUCUGGAAUCAGGAGCACCGCCUCAUGGUGGAAUCGCAUUAGGACUGGAUCGUCUGAUUUCCAUUAUAGUUGGAGCACCAAGCAUACGUGACGUUAUUGCCUUUCCAAAAUCAUUCCGGGGUCACGACCUUAUGAGCAACGCACCAGAUUAUGUUUCUGCUGAAGAACUGAAGCCUUAUCACAUACAGGUUACAGACAAGUGAAUGUGGAUCACUGACACGAGUGUCCUAUGUAUUGGGCUGAGUGGUCUGUGGUACUGUA